AUGCUGGCAGACGUCCUCCGCGAGCGUCGCCGUGCCCGACCCUCUCCUCUCCCUCGCUGGAGGGAGCUCGGCAAGUCGGCAGUGCAGGCAGUAUGGGGACUUCCUGGCUGUGCGGACGCCAUGCUGGCCACGCAGUGGUCGCAGCUGCUUGGAGACGCUGGCACCGACCAUACAGGCACAAUCGCCACUCAUCGUGGAUUGGCGGCAUUGUUGGAGAAAGGCGACUGCCGGGCACUGCGUGAGAUGGGAGGCAAACGAGUCGUGGCCUGGGCUCCGGCAGAUUCGAAUGCUCUGCAGCGGAUCCUCGCGGGUCUUCUUCGGCAGCCAGAUCCCUCACUCCGCCCUGAGCGUCUCUCACUCCUGGUCCCCCUCCCGCACUUCCCCGGGGUAGACACGCCAAGCAAGCUGUUCGACCUAUGGUGGCAUCCUCUCCUAGGCGAAAAGUACGCCUCGCUG
Messenger RNA from Prorocentrum cordatum, 456 nucleotides. The record is from the annotation of a GenBank genome assembly. NCBI's taxonomy places the organism in Eukaryota, Dinophyceae, Prorocentrales, Prorocentraceae.